Messenger RNA from Owenia fusiformis, 834 nucleotides. NCBI's taxonomy places the organism in Eukaryota, Metazoa, Annelida, Polychaeta, Sabellida, Oweniidae. The record is from the annotation of a GenBank genome assembly.
CAUUUUUCAGAUCUUAGCAGGUUGACAAACUUACUACCAACUCCUAGGAAUGAAUGGAUAAAUCACAAAGACCAUAUCUACAUGUUAAGCUCAUACUCAUGAUGUGCCGCUGAUUCAAUAUAAACUUAAAAUUAUCCAUUUUGAAAACCGUAAAAGAUGGAUAGCUCGUUGCUUGACCAUGAACAACCCCAUGUUGCUAAUAAAGACUAUGACAUGCCCCAAAAGAAAACAUACGCUGGUUUAAGCUGUAUCGGUGUACUAUGGAGCAUAUUAUCAUUCAUGAGUAUGCUAGCGUCAUGCGUGGGAUAUUUCAUGCCAUAUUGGUUAGAAGGACACAUGCACAACAAUACUCCAGUCUACCUCGGGACAUUCAGGCGCUGCAACUACCUAUCAUAUUCCAACAAUGAUGAACUUUCCGUCGUAAAAGAAUGUGGACGCUAUACAACAUUCUGGGAUAUCCCAGGCCUAUAUUGGAAGAUUGUAACUGUGGUUGUCGGGACUGGUGCUGGAUUAACCAUUCUUAUAUCAUUUGCUUCUAUGCUAGGAUGCUGUUGUCGAGAGUUUAUAAGUAGAACUACAACUCGUGUUUUGGGAGUCUUUCAGUUUUUUGCAGGUCUUCUAGUGGCAGGAGGUGCUGCCAUCUAUCCAAUGGGCUGGGACACUAGAGAAGUGAAACAAGCAUGUGGAGAUACUGCUGCCAUCUAUCAUCUAGGUACGUGUACUAUGGGUUGGGCGUACUAUACGACAAUGGGUGGCGGGGCUCUAGCGUUGAUCUGUGCCUUCCUGUCAUGUAACGCAGCUAGAGUCAGGAAGUAUAAGUUCAGCGAUGGAUAG